Molecule: messenger RNA, 2604 nt
Organism: Vidua macroura (Pin-tailed whydah)
Lineage: Eukaryota; Metazoa; Chordata; Aves; Passeriformes; Viduidae
Gene: LRRC9
Product: leucine rich repeat containing 9
Source: RefSeq, a predicted model, not a curated record
AUGUCCCAUGGAAGAUUUACUUUUGUUCCAGUGAAGCUUGUUCAGGCCUUGGAUGAAAAGAAAGAUAAAAAGGAUGGAGACAAAGACGGGCUGGAGCACUGCUCCCAUGGAGAGAGGCUGGAAGAACUGGAGUACUUCAGCCUGGAGAAGGCUCCAGGGAGAGCAACAGGAAUUGGCCAAUCUGCAAAUGCCAGAAAUGGAUUGUCUUAUGAGGAUGUUGAUCAAGAGGGACUAAAAAGAGAAUUGGUUUUCUCAGGUUAUCCCAAGUUGACAAUAGAUGGUCUUCAAAAAUGUGUAAAUUUUCAAAAGAUUUAUUGUUAUUGCAAUGAAAUUUCCAGGAUUGAAAAUCUGGAAGCUCUAAAAAAGUUCAACCUCUUUUGGCUCUUAUAUAUCAAAUCAUCUCCUAUUAAAAAUUAUUUUCCCCCCAUGCUAACCUUUGAAUUGGAAGCUGGUUUUAGAGAAUCUAAUAUUUUUUCUUGGUGUAUCUUCAUCUGUAACAAAAAAAAGCUGGAAUGUGAAUUGAGCAAGAUGCAAAUGUUGGAUGAAACAUGAAAUAAUAAAUCUCUAAGGAGCAAUAAUCUAGAAACUGAAAAUUCAGUUCAUGGUAAGGAAACCACUGAAAAUGCAUUCUUGAAACGGCAGUCUUACAAAAAAGAAAUGAAUCUACUAGAGGAAAAAAUAACUCUCUGCAAGAGAAAACUGAGAUAUUCUGCCUCAGGACUUCCAAGUCAAAUUCAUCUAAAACCAACGGCCAGCACGAAGUCUACACACAGAGAAUCCCUCACUAAUGGGGUGGAAAUGAAGAAAAGUUUUAUUUGGGUAGUACAAUUCUCGCUGGUAUAAUUGGAAACAGUGGGAAAAAUUCACUUUGAAGAAGACUUAUUGAAUAAUCAAUGGUGGUUGAGUUCAUGUUGAAUAAUUCAAUCAUUAUUUUCUACCAGAGACUUCAGAGUAAGCAGCAUCAUGGGAAUGAAAAUAAGAUGCAUAUUUAGAGUGCCCAAUCAAAUUCUGAGGCUGAAAUUUAAGAAGUUUCAAGUAUUUCUGUAAAAAGAAGUUUUCAGUGUAGCAGAAAGUCUAAGCUUAUGUGAAUGUCCCGAAACAGAAUUUCUAAAACAAGAUGCUAAGGCAGAAGGCAAAACCAGCAGGGAUCCUGAGAAGUCCUUCAAGCAUGGGGAGUCAAAUUGUGUGACUCUGUCACUGCAGUGGCUUAGGAUUGGGAAAGUGAUAAUUGCAAAAGUUUUCCUUGGCCACAGCUCUCCAGCUUGUGCAAUGCAUCAAAUCUAUCAAGCCAACUACCCAGGAGCUGAUUCAGUAUUCAGGCCAUGGAAAUGCCAAGAAAGUGAUGCAUCUAUUUCUGGCAAUGCUGACAGAGUGGAUGUGAGAGGGGCCACGCUGCUAUUUAGCCGUGGCUCCACACUAACAGCAGGUUCACACCCACCCUUCAUCCACUGGGACUGGGGGAAUUGGGACUGCAGCCAUGUGCAUUGUGAGAGGUUUGUGCUUGACCAAGAGCUGGUCCUGCCAGAAUACACAGCUGGAUUUUAGUGUCUUACACUGCUCAAAAACCAGCAUCUGUUUUCUAUGUUCAAUAUAAUUGUGGAAGAAGAAAAGAAAAACACAGAAAGAUUCAUUCUGUCUCAUGAUUUGUAAUGUGAUGAUGGUGUUUUGAACAUGGAACUGACAGUAAAGGUCAGGCCUCAGACUGCUGAAAUGAAAAAAGCCCACAAUAUUUACAGUUUUGAUGUGAAUCAUAACCAUGUGAUCACUUUUGAGGGCAACAGAGGCUUGAACAAAAUGCACUUCCUCAACCUCAGCUGGAACCAGCUAAAAAGGCCCAGGGAAGAGACAAACAUUUUACAAAAACACAUUACUAACAUAGCCAGUCUUGACAUCACACACAACCCGUGGCACAAGCCAGCCACAUUUCAGCUGAGUGUCACUGGGCAGUUAAAGGCUCUCAGUGACCUGAAUCAAGCCCUGAUUUGUCCUGACUGCGAUCUAACUGUGGAGGUGGUGUUUGCAGAUCAGUUUGGAAAUGUCUGCUGUGUGAAUUUAUAGAACAAUGAUCUCAUGUCCUUCAUGUUUAAUCUUCCUCCCGACUUCGUCAACUCAGACAAGUCUCACAAAGUCACCACGCAGAAUUCCCUCUAUACAUUGGUCAGACAGAACAUAAAAGAAGCUUUCACAAGCAGAGGAGUGGAACAGCGCAUGUUGAUUUGCUUAGUCCUGCUGUCAUUCAACUGUUUUGCAAACUCACCAGGGGGCUCUGGAUUUCCUGGAAUGCCAGCAAGCUUUACAAGACAUAAUCCUCUCAGAGCAACAAAUGGAAACCUGAAUGAAAACAUUCACCAUUUAUUUGGCUCUGAUCUUAUACUUGGUCAUGAACAUCAAGAGAGUCUCCUCAAUAAUCAAAUGAAAGCAAACAUAAAUAAGCCUAAGAACCCGGGAAUUACAACAAAUAAUCUUUGAAGCAUCCAUGUGGAAAGAGUUCUUGGACAAGCCAAAGGAGCAGCAACUAAUCUUCUAAACCAUUUGGUGCAUCACAGUGCUGCAGCUCGAACCAGCCAACUGCACCAGGGCCACACAGAGAAUCCAGGCAGGUGA